Molecule: messenger RNA, 867 nt
Organism: Tetrahymena thermophila SB210
Lineage: Eukaryota; Ciliophora; Oligohymenophorea; Hymenostomatida; Tetrahymenidae
Product: kinase domain protein
Exons: 9
Source: RefSeq, a predicted model, not a curated record
AUGAUAUAAAUACAAGAUAAAGUUUUGUAAUUUAAAGGAUAACAAUACAAAGGAACUAUUUCCUGUACUGGUAUUUAAGAACUCAUUUGUUAAUUUGGAUCUGCAAAUGAUUUUUAUGGGGAUUUUGGUGAAUUUGUUAAUGUUUUUAAGGAUUUAAAUGAAGUUCAAAUCUUAUAAAUCAAUUUCUGGAAUUGCGGAUUAAAUACUUUUGAAAGUAUGCUGCCACAAUUCUUAAAUAUGUUUCCUAACCUUAAAAAUUUGAAGUUGAGUGUGUGGUCAUGCAGCUUAGAAGAUGAAGGUUUAAGAAUAGUGUCUGAAGCACUAUAAAAUUUGAAAGCACUCACUUAGUUAUUUUUAGAUUUUAGAUGGAACAAGAUUAAAGAUAAGGGUUUUAUCUCUUUUUCAUAAGCAUUAGGCUAAUUAACUUAGUUAUAGUCACUUUAGAUAGAUGGAUCUAAUAAUCUAGUUACUCAUAAGGGAAUGCAAGAAUUUGCAACAGGGCUAGCCAAAUUGCAAGAAUUAAAAAAUUUUGAUUUAUUUUUUGAAUCAAAUGAAAUGUAAUCUAUUGGAAUCAAGUAUUUAUCAGAAGGAGUUAAAUAAUGUAAAAAACUGACUGACAUAAGCUUGAAUUUUAGAAACAAUAUUAUCAAGGACAAUGAAACUCUCAGAAAAGCAUGCUAAGCUUUGUCUAUGUGCAGCUAGUUAAUCAACUCUAAAUUCGACUUUCUUAUCAAGAGAAGAAGAUAUUACUAUAAUCAAAAUUAAUAACCAAAAGGAAAAGAAGGUCUUUAUAAAAAUGAAUUGUUUAAACUACAAAGAACUGUCUUGCUAGAUAUCGAUACUACAAAUAAUGAAAAUGACUAUUGA